CACGAAUCGGAAUAACUAUCCGCUACUAAAUCUACACUACAACUACAUUAACCUCAUUAAUCUCACCAACAAUUCCAUUAAUGAGUACUGUACAGGCGGAGAUCACUUCCCGGCUAGCGGAGUAUCUCAACAAACCGCCGAAUCCCAAUCUCACUACGUCGCUAGUGGCAUUUUACAAGCGCAAUAACUCAUGCGAUGCCUUCACAGUUUACGUCAAGGCUCUCGGCUUGAGUGACCCUAGCCAGGCUAAGCAGAUAUAUAAUCUCAUAAAUGAUAAUGUACACAGACUUGUGCCGACUGCUGUACCAGAAAUACCGAGGCCGGAACAUUCUACCCGAAGAAGAAUGCUCCCCAUUAAGUAUGAAGACCAUGAUGGAGAGGUACCCACCAACAUCAGCCAACCCAAAUUCAAACGACUUAUAUCCACCAGCAAGUCACACAAGCUCAAGCCCCGAGUGAAGUUGGAAUAUGAUGAUGAAGAAGAAGAAGAAGAAGAAGAAGAAGGAGAGGACGGAAGUGGAAGGCCCACAGCUCCGUUCAAGUUCAAGAAGAUCAAACACGAAGAUGCCGUGAGACUCAAGGACACUUUGGAUGAUAAAAUAGUCAAGUUGCAUAGUACGGAGUACAAGACGAUCAAGAUGGAGCCACAAAGGUUUGCUGGUCCCAACAAUGUGGUUGUAAAGUCCGAGCCAUCGCAAGAAGAGUCAGUAGUCGACAGCGAUAGUGCGUUCAAUGCCCUCAAGCAACAGGAUGAAGAGUUCGAUAUCAACAUAGAAAACGAUCGGGAAUGGUAUGCUUCGGAGGAGUAUGAUGGUGCAGCCAAGGAAGAUUAUGAUGAUGCAGAUUCCUAUGUAUCUACCAAUACCAAUACCAAGAGUAGACCCAGAACAAACACAAACACCUAUAGACAUUCAAACACCCAAGAAUCAGGAGGACUGUUUGAUCCACUUACAGGAGAGUACAUUGACUAUGAUCAUUCUACUAAUGGAGGACUAGGCGACCUAUCACGUAUCUCACUAUCGGCCACCAACUUUGUUCCUCCGUUUCUUGAAAGUUCUAAACAGUACUUACAACUCCUGAUUGGAGGAGUAACUGUAGGAGGUAUAGGUCCAACCAUCAGCCCUGUACGUGAUUCCACUUCUGAGUUGGCAGUAUCUGCUAAGAGGGGAAGCUUUACUGUACGAGAUAGAAAGAUGAAGAAAGAACGAGCCAAACAGGCACAGGAUCGGGCCGGAGUAAAGGGCUCUAGAGUAGGGAAGGAGAAUGUUCUUGGAGUAGACGAUGAAGGAGAAGGAGAAGGAGAAGGAAAAGAUUCAGCGACUAAGGCUGAGCCACUAACUGCCGAUAGGUAUACCCAGAUCCAACUCCAACGGAAGUCAUUACCGGCCUUUACAGUCAAACAGGAGUUGAUCCGUACCAUAAGAGAAAAUCAAGUCACCAUAGUCAUAGGAGAAACCGGUUCCGGUAAGACAACCCAAUUGGCACAAUUCCUCUACGAAGAAGGAUUAGGAUUCAAUAAGGGUAAUGGCAAUAAAAAGAUCAUUGGAUGUACACAACCUCGUCGUAUGGCUGCUAUGUCGGUAGCCAAGAGAGUCAGUGAAGAAAUGAACUGUGAGAUUGGGCAAGAGGUCGGGUUUUCUAUCCGAUUUGAAGAUAGAACCGAUCCCAAUAAAACCAGUAUUAAGUAUAUGACCGAUGGGAUCUUACUAAGAGAGAUAUUAGCCGAUCCUCUAUUAUCUACUUAUUCCUGCAUCAUUAUGGAUGAAGCACAUGAGAGAACUUUAAGUACCGAUAUCCUUUUGGGAUUAUUUCGGCAAUUGAUUAAGAAACGAAGAGAUUUAAAAGUCAUAGUCACCAGUGCCACCAUGAAUGCCGAUAAGUUUACGCGAUUCUUUGGAGAUGCACCUCAGUUUACUAUCCCGGGAAGAACAUUUCCAGUAGAUAUCAUGUAUAGUAAACUGAGUAAUUCUGAUCAUGUUGAAGCAGCCGUUAAACAGAUCUUAACUGUCCAUCUACAACUGAGUACAGAUAGUGGAGAUAUUCUAGUGUUCAUGACAGGUCAGGAUGAUAUUGAAACAACUUGUGAACUUCUACAGGAGAAACUAGAUCUUUUAGAUAACCCUCCACCUUUGGAUAUACUUCCUAUAUAUUCAACAUUACCACAAGAUUUACAGAAGAAGAUCUUCAAUAAGUCCGAUCUGAAGAGGAAAGUGGUAGUGGCUACUAAUAUAGCCGAGACUUCAUUAACAGUAGAUGGAAUUAAGUAUGUUAUAGAUACAGGAUUAAUCAAAUUGAAAGUAUAUAAUCCCAAGUUAGGGAUGGAUACUUUACAAGUAGUACCUGUAUCAUUAGCCAAUGCCAAUCAAAGAAGUGGAAGAGCAGGUAGAACAGGUCCUGGGAUAACUUAUAGACUCUAUACAGAAAACGCUACUGAAGAUUCGAGAAUGUAUAAGCAACCCAUUCCCGAAAUCCAAAGAACCAACUUGAGUAAUAUUAUGCUAUUAUUAAAGUCCCUUGGAGUCCAAGAUAUAAAUAGCUUCCCCUUCUUAGACUCUCCCCCCAAGGAUCUCUUAAAUUGUUCAUUAUACGAUUUGUGGUCCAUCAAUGCCCUUGAUAACUUUGGAGAAUUGACUCCAUUAGGAAAGCAAAUGAUCGAGUUCCCUAUCGAGCCCACUCUCGCCAAACUCAUAGUCCAAUCACUAGAAUUUAAGUGUAGUGAAGAGAUAGUCACCAUAGUGUCGAUGUUAACAGUUCCCAAUGUAUUCUAUCGAUCCAAGGAGAGGAAACGAGAGAGUGAUAUGGCUCGAGAGAAGUUUAUAAUCAAUGAGUCUGAUCAUUUGACUCUAUUGAAUAUCUAUAAUCAAUGGGAGACUAAUCUUAAGAAAGUAAAGAACAAUUUCUCUAGCAUUAACAGUUGGUGUACUAAGAACUUCUUACAGUUGAAGUCUUUACUUCGUGCUAAGGAUAUUAAGAAUCAAUUGUUACUUAUUAUGAAGAAGAAUCGUAUGCCUAUAACCAGAAGUAAUGAUGAUACCAUAAUUCGGAAAUGCUUAUGUUCUUCCUUCUAUCAGCAACUGGCGAAAUUGACUAAGGUCAAUGUUAAUGGACAACUUGAAUUCAUUAACUUACGUCAUAACUAUAUGAAGAUGUAUUUACAUCCUACCAGUUCAUUAAUUCUUAACAGCAGCUUAAGUACACCAUAUGUAAUCUUUCAUGAAUUGGUCCUCACCAGUAAAGAGUACAUGAACUUUGUAACCACCGUGGAUCCCCUCUGGCUAUUGGAGUUUGGAUAUAAAUUCUUUGAUAUCUCUGAUGUUAAGACGAAAACAAAAAUAAGAAAUGAAGUGGAUUUCAAAUACAUCGAUAAGGAACUGGUUAAGCAAUCGUUGGAAUCGGAUCUUGAGAUGUUUCAAAAACAACAGAAGGCAAAGGCAGAUAAGAUGAAACAGAGAUCUACUACAGGCAAUCGAAUUGAAUUUAAAAGAAGAAAUAUGGGCCUCUAACC
Scheffersomyces amazonensis is the source of this 3505-nucleotide messenger RNA. RefSeq names its product DEAH-box RNA helicase. The transcript has a single exon. Gene Ontology annotation, cellular component: intracellular anatomical structure; spliceosomal complex. Lineage: Eukaryota; Fungi; Ascomycota; Pichiomycetes; Serinales; Debaryomycetaceae. Bases 81 to 3503 code for a protein of 1140 amino acids. Gene Ontology annotation, molecular function: ATP binding; 3'-5' RNA helicase activity; RNA binding. The record is from RefSeq and is a predicted model, not a curated record. Gene Ontology annotation, biological process: mRNA splicing, via spliceosome.